This is a messenger RNA of Tilletiaria anomala UBC 951, 352 nucleotides long. RefSeq lists its product as uncharacterized. The record is from RefSeq and is a predicted model, not a curated record. Bases 94 to 297 code for a protein of 67 amino acids. NCBI's taxonomy places the organism in Eukaryota, Fungi, Basidiomycota, Exobasidiomycetes, Georgefischeriales, Tilletiariaceae. The transcript is spliced from 2 exons.
AAAAACAAUAGAUCCAAUUCAUGCGACCGAAGGGCUCGUAGUAUCUUCAAGACUUGUGAGAAGCGCUGGGAAUUGCGCGGUAGCUGAGCCGGGAUGGGCAAGGGGCGAUGCGCGGACAGAGACAGCGCACUAUCUUCGUCACUUCUGUGCCCAUCCGAUCGCGCCUUGAUGGACGAGUUGGGCGAGAGUAGAACGGCUUCACUGCGCUUCGGUGUUCAGACAGGGCAGCUCGUUGCGACAAGCUCAAUCUUGCACCCGAAUCAGCAUCCCAAGCGGAUGAGGCGGUGUGAAGGCUAGGAUGUCAUCCCUAUUCGUGAAAGGGCUUGCAAAAGCGUUCGGUGGGCCAUCGCGA